AUGACUUCCCUCGAGACCACCAUCUCGCAAGCAGCCGCCAAGAACACCGAGCUCCUCCGCGUGCUGUCCGAAACGGACUAUGCCGCGCCGGCACUGGAACAACAAAAGCAGCUCAUCACAGACCUCGAGUCCGAAGCUGCCGAAAGCGACAAGCGCCUCUCCAUCAUGGACAUCAAGCGCGUGCGGGAGUUCAGCGACCACAAAGAAUACCGCGACUCGGUCCUCCGCCGCUUCCUCUUCAAAGCCGCCGGCCAGCGCGCCGCGUUCGAAGCCCGCGCCCAAAAGGAAGAAACCGAAUACUUCCAAGCCCUCCAAGCCCUCCAAAGCGAACAACAAGUCAACACCAACAUCAAAUCCCAGCUCACCGCCGCCCGCCAAGCCGCCACCGACCUCUCCGCCCAAGUCACCCGGCACACCACCGCGCAACAAUCCCUCGACCAGCUCUACGAGUCCAUCUUCAGCGGGCCCACCCCCUCCCUCCCGGGCGAAGACGAGCAUGAGCAGCGCGCCACCGCCGCGCAGCGCGCCUACCUGGAUGUCCGCGGACGCGCCGAGGCCGAGCAGAUGGCGGUGCGGCUGCUGGCGGGGGCGCAGCGGGGGAUGGCCAACGCGAGCAAGUCCAUGGAGCAGGCGCUGACGGCGUCGCGGCAUGAUAUGUGGGGGAGUGGGGGGUCGAUCGCGGAUAUGAUGGAGCGGAACGCGCUGCAGCGGGCGGAGGGCGAGAUGAUGGCGGCGCGGAUGCAGGUCGUGCAGGCGAGGGGAUCAAAGACGUCGGCGGCCAAGGUGCGGCAGGCGUCGACGCGGCUGGAUGUUAUGGCUGCUGAGGCUGGGGUGAGAGCGCGGGACUUGGAUGCUGAGUUGAAGAGGAGGGAGGAGGAGUUGCGGGAGGCGAGGGUGGCGCUGCAGAAGAUCCGGGAGAAGGCGUUUGAGACAUAUUCUGUGGCUCCUCCAGCGUAUUGA
Messenger RNA from Chaetomium globosum CBS 148.51, 960 nucleotides. RefSeq lists its product as uncharacterized. The transcript is spliced from 2 exons. The coding region runs from base 1 to 960 and encodes 319 amino acids. The record is from RefSeq and is a predicted model, not a curated record. Lineage: Eukaryota; Fungi; Ascomycota; Sordariomycetes; Sordariales; Chaetomiaceae.